AUGAAUGCUCAUUCGAUUCGACACGCUUGGUUUCCUCCGGCUAUUCCUAAACGCAAACACGAUAACCGAGAAUUUGAUAGUGAAUCCGAAUGGCCUAGCACAUAUCGCCCCCUCUCUGAGCCCACACUUGAAUCUAGACCCACCAAACGUCUUCGCCAGCUCGAAGGCGACCUGGCCGAGCUGACUCUAAGAGCCAGGAACCCAUUGUCAGAAGAACCUAUUACGAUUAACACCGAUCCGGAGGCUUUGAGUCCACCUUAUUCUCACCCUCGAGCUCACUCUAACCAGACCCAUGACGUACCUUUGGACGGAGAAGCAGAGCCCUAUAUCUCGAGCAUCUAUGAAUUUGCGUCACCUCACAUAGGGUCUAGGAGUAGUGUUGCUUCGUUGCCGCUUCAAGGAGAAGUGUCCGAAGUGAAUACUAGUGACGAGGAAUACGAGAUGAAGGAGGAUGUGGAGGGCCAGCAGAUGAAUGGGUCCCGAAUAGGAGGUGGUGUAUUUGUGCGAGGGGAAGAGGGUGUGCCCGGCUAUACCGUUUACGAACCUGAAAAUGGACCUGAAAAGAGAAAACGAAAGGUUGAAGACGAUGAGCAUGGACUUAACAAAAGAGGGAAGAGGAGCUGGUACGAACCUGAAAAAGAUCGCGUUGUGGUCCUGGAUCUUGACUCUUCUGAGGACGAAUCGGUUACUCGUUCUCCGCGUAGACGCCGUUCCGCGUUCUCGCUCACCGCAGCAUCUCAAAAAUCAUCUAGUUCCCGGUCCAGGUCCCAGACCGAAACUCGAGAGGACACACCCGAAUUCGUUAUCAACCCCAAACUAUUAUUACAUAUCUCCUCCACAACAAGCGUCCCUUCGAUCCCAAGAGAAGAGAAUUCAACGCAAGCUGUCAUUUUGUACAAACCCGCUCCGUGGAUUACUGAACCUCAUGAGGGUGAGCCAGAGGUAACCGACAUCGAAAAUAUCGUUCCGGAGAGUAGUAUACCAAUGGAGGCCUCACCUCUUGUUCAAGACGAUGAUGCCAUGGAUAUUGACUCGUAG
Rhizoctonia solani is the source of this 1038-nucleotide messenger RNA. RefSeq lists its product as uncharacterized. The transcript is spliced from 2 exons. The record is from RefSeq and is a predicted model, not a curated record. The coding region runs from base 1 to 1038 and encodes 345 amino acids. NCBI's taxonomy places the organism in Eukaryota, Fungi, Basidiomycota, Agaricomycetes, Cantharellales, Ceratobasidiaceae.